CCUGUCCCCUCUCUGCUUUUGCUGUCAAUGGCUUUCGGAACAUAUUUUAUUUGAAUGUCCGGGACUUUUAAGUGACCAAUAAUGGAUAUUCUAUGGAUAUUAUGGACCUUACCGGCCGUAAUAGCUAUUGAAGAGACACUCAUGGACUCCACCACAGCCACGGCAGAGCUCGGCUGGACUGUCUACCCUGUGUCAGGGUCAAGUGACAACAGUUGGGAAGAGGUGAGCGGUUAUGAUGAAAACAUGAACACCAUCCGGACGUACCAAGUCUGUAAUGUUUUCGACACCAAUCAGAACAACUGGGUACGGACAAAAUACAUCCGGCGUCGCGGUGCGCAGCGAAUCCACGUGGAGAUGAAGUUCUCUGUUAGGGACUGCAGUAGCAUUCCUAAUGUUCCAGGCUCCUGUAAAGAGACUUUUAACCUAUAUUACUAUGAAUCUGAUUCUGAUUCAGCCACCAGAACAUCACCACCUUGGAUGGAGAACCCCUGGAUCAAGGUUGACACCAUUGCAGCAGAUGAGAGCUUCUCCCAGGUGGACCUUGGGGGCAGAGUGAUGAAGAUUAACACUGAGGUUCGAAGCUUUGGCCCAGUGUCACGGAAUGGCUUUUACUUGGCCUUCCAAGAUUAUGGCGGCUGCAUGUCGCUCAUCGCUGUUCGUGUCUUCUACCGGAAGUGUCCUCGUAUAAUCACUAAUGGGGCAUUAUUCCAGGAGACAAUAUCUGGAGCAGAUAGCACCUCCCUUGUGGCAGCAAGAGGGGUUUGUAUCCCAAAUGCAGAGGAGGUGGAUGUGCCUAUUAAGCUGUACUGCAACGGCGAUGGAGAGUGGAUGGUACCUAUCGGGCGCUGUAUGUGCAAAGCUGGGAAUGAGCCUGUGGAAAAUGGGACUGUUUGUCGAGCCUGUCUGUCAGGCUUUUUCAAGCCAACUCAAGGAGAUGAGCCCUGUAUGCAGUGCCCCAUCAACAGCCGUACCACCAGUGAAGGUGCUAUUAACUGCGUUUGCCGAAAUGGAUACUAUCGCACCGACUCAGAUCCUCUCCAGAUGCCUUGCACAACUGUCCCCUCAGCGCCGCAGAAUGUCAUCUCCAGUGUAAAUGAAACCUCAGUGAUGCUGGAGUGGAUGCCCCCUCGAGAUUCAGGGGGCCGCGAGGAUGUAGUCUUCAACAUCAUCUGCAAAAGCUGCGGCGGAGGCCGAGGAGGGUGCACCCGAUGUGGGGACAACGUUCAGUUUUUACCCCGCCAGUUGGGCCUGACAGAAACUCGGGUCUACAUUAGUGACCUGUUGGCCCACACACAGUACACGUUUGAGGUGCAGGCUGUCAACGGGGUGUCAGAUCAGAGCCCCUACUCCCCUCAGUAUGCCUCAGUCAACAUUACCACUAACCAGGCUGCUCCAUCGACUGUAUCUAUAAUGCACCAGGUGAGCCGUACUGUUGACAGCAUCACCCUCUCCUGGUCCCAACCGGACCAGCCUAAUGGAGUAAUCCUAGACUACGAACUGCGGUAUUAUGAGAAGGACCAAUCAGAAUAUAACUCUACCGCUAUCAGAAGCCAGACCAACACUGCAGUCAUCCGCAGCCUCAAGCCAGGAAGCAUCUACGUGUUCCAGGUCCGGGCCCGCACCGUAGCUGGGUUUGGACGUUACAGUGGCAAACUGUACUUCCAGACCAUGACUGAGGAGGAAUACAACACCAGCAUUCAGGAGAAGCUGCCUCUCAUCAUUGGCUCAGCAGCUGCUGGGUUGGUGUUCCUCAUCGCGGUGGUUGUCAUCAUCAUCGUCUGUAAUCGGAGGCGUGGCUUUGACAGGGCAGAUUCAGAAUACACAGACAAGCUGCAGCACUACACCAGCGGCCACAUGACUCCAGGAAUGAAGAUUUAUAUUGAUCCGUUCACAUAUGAGGACCCCAAUGAGGCUGUGAGGGAGUUUGCGAAGGAGAUUGAUAUAUCCUGUGUGAAGAUUGAACAGGUCAUUGGUGCAGGAGAGUUUGGGGAGGUGUGCAGUGGAAACCUAAAGCUUCCAGGUAAAAGGGAGAUGUUUGUGGCGAUAAAAACACUGAAGUCUGGCUACACAGAGAAGCAACGGCGAGACUUCCUGAGCGAGGCCAGUAUCAUGGGCCAGUUUGACCAUCCUAACGUGAUUCAUCUGGAAGGUGUGGUCACGAAGAGCAGUCCCGUCAUGAUCAUUACCGAGUUCAUGGAGAAUGGAUCUCUGGACACUUUCCUCAGACAAAACGAUGGGCAGUUCACAGUGAUCCAGCUUGUUGGUAUGCUACGCGGCAUCGCCUCGGGCAUGAAAUACCUUGCCGACAUGAAUUAUGUGCACCGUGACCUUGCUGCCCGAAACAUCCUGGUCAACAGCAACCUUGUGUGCAAGGUGUCAGACUUCGGCCUUUCACGCUUCCUCGAGGAUGAUACGUCGGAUCCUACUUACACUAGCGCUUUGGGAGGGAAGAUCCCUAUCCGAUGGACUGCACCCGAAGCUAUCCAGUACAGAAAGUUCACCUCUGCUAGUGAUGUGUGGAGCUAUGGGAUUGUCAUGUGGGAAGUCAUGUCCUACGGAGAGAGGCCUUACUGGGACAUGACUAAUCAAGAUGUCAUCAACGCCAUUGAGCAGGACUACCGGCUUCCCCCGCCCAUGGACUGUCCCAGUGCCCUUCACCAGCUCAUGUUGGACUGCUGGCAGAAAGACCGCAACAACCGGCCCAAGUUCAGCCAGAUUGUUAACAACCUUGACAAGAUGAUCCGUAAUCCUAACACACUGAAGGCGAUGACCCCUUUAUCUUCAGGUGUUCAUCUCCCUCUCCUGGACCGCAGCAUCCCAGACUUCUCCAGCUUCAGCACUGUGGAUGAGUGGCUGGAUGCCAUCAAGAUGGGCCAGUAUAAAGACAGCUUUGCCAAUGCGGACUUCACUACAUUUGAUGUGGUGUCUCAGAUGACCAUGGAUGACAUCCUGAGGGUUGGUGUGACGUUAGCAGGCCAUCAAAAGAAGAUCUUGAACAGUGUCCAGAUGAUGCGGGCACAGAUGAACCAGAUCCAGUCGGUGGAGGUUUGACCCGCCCAAGUGGAGCAGAGGGAAAAAUAAGGCGGUUGGGAUGCAGGGCUCUGGGUGCAGAGGAUGGAGUUGAUGUUUUUUUUCUUUUCUUUUCUUUUUUCCAUGUGACAAUGUGUCUGGUCUUCCCACCAGACUGCCAUUCAUCUCCCAUUCCCUUUUCCACUUCCCUCUCUGCUCCUCCUAUCCCCUUACCCUGACUCUCCCUCCAUCCUUGGGAUCAUCUGUGGAGAGUUAGGAAUACAAAAGUCCUUGUGAAGAAGCAUCAGACCGCCCACAGCCAAUCCACCUUUAGAGCCAGAAACAUGGGAGGUUAGACGUGACCAGCAAUGCAUUUUUCAAUCUUCCACCUUUUUUCAUUGAUGUUGUUUUAUUUUUAUUUUAUUUUUGGGGGGGGUUUGCUUGUUCUGAUAAUUUUGUAAAGAAUUUUUAAACAAAAAAAAAAGAAGAAAAACUGAAAAAGGAAAGGAGUUUAUCUAAAUUUAUAGAUGAUAUAAGGUUGAACACUAGAUGAACUGAGUAGGAAAGCUACCCUUUAAAAGGGCAACAAAAAAGAACACAAGGAAGAGUUGAGGAGACUGCCCUCAACAAGGUCUGGAUUUUGUUUUUUUUUGUUUUCGUUUUUAAUUUUGGACAUUGUGCAAAAACACAGAAAUUCUCUGUGGUUUUCCGAAAGGCAAGGUGUGGAGGAGACAAGGUGAUCCGAUGUGUACACCCAACUGUUUCCCCGGGAAAGAUGAUAUAAAAGAGUGAACUAGACAACUUUUGCCACAGACAAUGUCAAAAACACUUUCAAUCAGACUGACAAGCAGUGAAAUCAACACUGAAGAAAAAGGAAAAAAAAAAUCUCAUUGCAAGUAAUUUUCUAUAUUGUGUGAUAUUUUGUGAUGAAGACUCCCUCUCACCAUGCUUCCUCUCACUAAAGAAAAUUAAAGUGUUUUUUUUCCCUCACAGCCUGCCAAAUAGAAGUAUUUUGCACCCCAAUCAUGAUCCUGUACUGUACAUAUCAAAUGCACAUGACCUGCCAUAAAACGGUGACUCAGAGAUAGCUAUUGUAAUUAAACAGUUCAGGAGUAGAAGAACUGAUUGCAAAGGCGGGGGUCUUGAGUUUAUUUGCUUGAUUUUUUUUUUUUUUUAAAGCAAAUUGAAUUCCUGUGUAGUCGUACAAAAAGAGACAGGUUAUACAUUAGAAUCCACAUGCAUUAAGUCCCUGUUAUAGCUUCCUCCCUCAUGUUCAUCUCCAGUGCUGUGUGUCCGCAUGUGCACAUGCAUAACACAUGCACAAAGAAGCAGUCGCUCCCGAAACGUCGGGACUUGUUUGAUAGCAUGCUGAGUGAGUGCUUAAUUUCACAGUGCUUUGAUUUGCUGCAAUUACUAGAACUCUGUUUGGUAAGAGCUUAGAUUUGACACACUUUACAGAGUGUAAUGCGUCUGCAUUAUAUUCGGUCUUCUUCUGCCAGUUUUCUUUUUGUAAACAAAUUCGUACAUUUUUUCCCCUCGCACACACAAUCCCACUCAUGAAUAGACUUUUCAGCGAGAUGUUGACUGAAUGGAAAAACAUGCAAUGCGUUGUAUUAAUUUCUCUAUUGGUAUCAAUGAACUGCUAUUAUUACUUUAAGUUUUUUUUUUUUCUGCACUGAGUCUACUGUGUGACUCCAACAAAACACUCUGGAUCUUCCAUAAAUGCUUUGAAAUUAUUUUUGAAUCAUGUUGGUGCACAAAACCAUGUAGAUAAAUGGCAAUUUCAUGUAACAGGCCUUGGCUUUAUUUAAUAGACAGUAUAUGCAUUUAUUUUAUGGUUUCCUGUGACCGGUACUGUCUAAUAAGUUCAGAGCACUCAGUCAUUGUUUGUGUUGUGGUCAGUAACCUGUUGGAAGGGUUAUGGGGGGAAAGAUGGAGUGUAUAGCAAUGCAGUCAUUCUCCAGCGAUGGUGAAUGUUGAAUCAGAUGGGGGUUUAUGUACAUAGCCACUAAAUGUUAUCAGCAGUGGAGAGCUCCCACUGAGCUGCGCUCUGAGACCUGACAGCCAGACAUGGAUGUCCAGCUGUGAGCCAUCGGUCAGAUGUGUCUGGUCACAGCGGGGCAGCCGCACCCUGAUCACUGCUGCUCUGUCCAGGCACUGAUUCCUUCCCCGUCCUCUUGAUCACAGACAUGCCUGUGGGCCACCUGUCUGCCGCUUCCACUGAUCUCCACACAGUCGGCUUCCAACAGUUGUCCGGUUUCAUCUCGGCGAUUUUAAAAGAAUCUACAGCAGCAGGCGAACUGCCACUCAUGCGUGGGGCAGUUGUGUCAUGUCUUGUCCUAAUGCUGCAUGCCACUGAGUAUGAGAGUAAGAUUCCUCCGGACCGGACAAUGCUUCCAUGUUUGCUUGCACCAAAUCCUCAGAUGUAGACAGGAGUUCCCGAGACAGCUUUAGCACCAAAGCCCCUCUUAAAGAAAGUGAGAAACCUCAGUUACUGCUCCACUGUCGUUCUACCUUUCAUUAUCCCUGCCUGUCCAGAGAAUUUAAGGCCAAGAGUGGAUGGCGGUAUUUUCAUUCUUUUUCUGCUCUAUGCUCUGCUUGGUUAUUUUCAUCUGCGGUACAACACAUCGAACAAAUAUUUCCCUGGAAGCUUUUCAUAACAUAUGAAACUGGAGGAGGAGACUCAUGAGCUGUUAAGUCAUAGCUGAGAAGCAAGUGAGAAGUGAUGCUGUGACCUAAAUGCCACUGAUGCCAACAUGUAGUCUUCUUUUUUUUCCUGAGUUUUGAUUAUCUUCCCUUUCCAUUUCCCAAUACUUAACAGCUCAUCAGUUUUAUUUAGUUGAGGCUGUACGUUCUCAUGGUACAGCAAAUAUGCUGUCGUCAGGAAAAACACUUAAGAAAUUAGACUCAAGUAUACACAAGGCUGGUGAGGUUUCGCUCCAGCCCCAUUAAAGCUCAUUCAGAUGCUUGUCCUUGGAUGCUGCCAAGACUGUGAGUUAUUAAUCAAGCAAUUAUCCUUGACGUUAGCUUCAAGGAAGUACCUAAAACAGGGUGGGCAGACAUGCCGCAGCAGUGGAAUAGUGCUGAAAUUAUUCAAUUUCUUUUGGUCCAUACGGUCUGUACUUCUUGCAGCUUAGAGAAUUCUUUUUCUGAAAGUUUGGUUUUGUUUCAUUUUUCAUUUCAUAUAUUGGAGUUUAAAUCUUUCGUUUGAAUUUGGAGUGUUUGGAAAUGCAGCAUGAAGUGUCUGCUCUAUGUAUCUUAUGAUUCUCGUGGCACAAAAAAGUAUUGUUGCAGAUCAGAGCAGUGACCAGCGAACCCUUAUGUUCAACUUCUAGGCUAUUGAAAAAUGUAUAGAAAAUGAAUUAGUGAUUCAGCUAGUGCAGUUUUUAUGACAGGCAUGUUUCUAAAAGAAUUUUCACUCAGUGUGAUUAUUCUUUUAUUGCCUCUGAAAUCAGACUGAAUAUUUCAUUUAAAUGAAAUUACUUUUCCAUUUUUGUAAAUGGUUUUCACAGUUCAGAAGUGCAGUAGUAUAUAUCAGAAUAUUCAAUCACUUGGAAAUUUGAUGACUUGUAAAUACAGAGGGGUCUUUGUGCUCUUUAUUUUAUUCACUUGCUUAUUUUUUCUUUCAGAGCAGUUGCUUUUUACCAUUCACCUCCCCCCCAAAAAACCGCAUGUAUGAGUACCUCAACAGGUGUAGUCUUACCGCAGCAAAAAUACGGCAUCUACACAUGCAGACUCCAGUUUCCCUUGUUUUCCUAUGGGUAGUAAAGUAGAUGCAGUGUGGUGGUGAUGCCAGUGAUGGUUUCACGCAUUUUGUCUCUGCAUUUUUCAGAGAAACAUGUUGUACUUUCUCCUUUUACAUCUGUGAAGAAAAGUAGAACCACUCAGCUCUGUCCUCACCGUGUGCCAAUUUUUGAAGGACGAAGAAAAACCGUUAAGCCUCAGUGUUACAGUUACGUGACCGUGUGCAUAAACACGAGCUGUGCCAGCAACUGGGCUGCAUAUGGACGCCACCUUACUACAGUUUGGUCAGACCUUGAAGUCUAGCUCCUGUUGUGGCAGAAAAUGGCUCCUCUUUAAUGGCUGAAGACUGAAGUACCAGAGCGCCCUCUACUGCCGUGGUGGUCAAAUGUAUCUCGUUGGAGUGACAUUUUCAGGUCCAAGUAGUUUGCGAAUGCUGCAGCAGCCAGAUUACCAGUGUUUAGGACAUUUCAGAAAGCUGCUGCUGAUGGACAAAUGCUGGCUGCUGCUCAGAGCAGCCCUGUGUCUUUCCCUCAGUUGAACAAACUUUUCUUCCGGUAUGGCAUCCUGUCACUUGUGUUGCCUUCUGUUUCUCUCACCCUACCCCAGUCCCUCACUCCACCACUACCACUCUGGCUGUUGGUUAGUGCAGUCAGGGGAUCUCUGUGUGCUCCUCUGGUCUGUUAAAGCCUAUAUUAUAGACCAGUGCUGGUUCAGACCACUGUGACUGAUGUGGGAGAUCCUGUAUUUCUGUAUAAAUGUAUAUUGACUGUAACCCUGUGAAUGAUGUAACAAUUUCAUUAUUUGUAAUAUUGUCAUUGGUUUAUUUUCUAAAAAUGGAAAGCCCAACUUGACUCUCCUCAAUAAAAAAAACACAAAGAAAAAAAACAUCUGUAAUAAAAAGAAAAUGUCGAUAA
Oreochromis niloticus (Nile tilapia) is the source of this 7667-nucleotide messenger RNA. It is a transcript of the gene ephb2b, whose product is annotated as eph receptor B2b. The transcript has 16 exons. Gene Ontology annotation, biological process: ephrin receptor signaling pathway; axon guidance; protein phosphorylation. Gene Ontology annotation, cellular component: dendrite; plasma membrane. NCBI's taxonomy places the organism in Eukaryota, Metazoa, Chordata, Actinopteri, Cichliformes, Cichlidae. The record is from RefSeq and is a predicted model, not a curated record. Gene Ontology annotation, molecular function: ATP binding; protein binding; transmembrane-ephrin receptor activity. Bases 82 to 3051 code for a protein of 989 amino acids.